AUGCGGGAAAGGACAACAAUAAGAGGAAACGCACCACAAAAAGGACUACAAAUAGUUUACACCGCUACGUCGAGUAUCGGGCCCGUAAACAACGACGUGGCGGAAGGCACGUUGUCGGAGGUGCCAAGGACGGCGGCGAAGCGCGCGAACAAGAAGGAGAGGGCGGGAGGGCGAGAGGGCGAGAGGCAUCACGAGCGAGGUCCGAAGAUAUUACGAGAAACGGCGGCGGGGGCGAGGAGGUCGGUGGCACCGGGUCCAACGAUGAGGAAGCCAGAGAGUGGUCAUGGCGGGAAGCGGGAGGGUGAGAGGGCGACAGGCAUCGCGAACGAGGUCCGAAGAGAUUACGAGAAACGGCGGUGGGGGCGAGGAGGUCGGCGGCGCCGGCGCCAACGGCGAGGAAGCCAAAGAGAGGUCAUGGCGGGAAGCGCGGACGAGCAGGGAAGCGUGCUAACGAGCAACGAUGGGAACCGGCGCGAACGGGCGAGUCACGCGGUGAUGGCGGCAAGAUCCGGACAUCGUACCCAAAUUGGAGGCAGUGAGCGGAAUGUAUCGGAGGGAGCGCGGAACGUGGAUAGGACAUCCGACGCAUCCGAUGACAUUCCGAAAGGCCCCCAUAAGGAGCGAGCCCAUUCAUAG
Messenger RNA from Stereum hirsutum FP-91666 SS1, 636 nucleotides. RefSeq lists its product as uncharacterized. NCBI's taxonomy places the organism in Eukaryota, Fungi, Basidiomycota, Agaricomycetes, Russulales, Stereaceae. The transcript has 2 exons. The coding region runs from base 1 to 636 and encodes 211 amino acids. The record is from RefSeq and is a predicted model, not a curated record.